Messenger RNA from Lathyrus sativus (Indian pea), 441 nucleotides. NCBI's taxonomy places the organism in Eukaryota, Viridiplantae, Streptophyta, Magnoliopsida, Fabales, Fabaceae. The record is from the annotation of a GenBank genome assembly.
AUGUCUAAUGAUUCAGUGGAAGAAGAAACCGAGCUUCAGAGUUAUAUUGCUGGAAAGUGUUUAACUUUUAAUGAAAAAAAUAAAGAAAAGUUCGACAUUCUUUGUUGGUGGAAACAUAAUGUUGGUCAAUACCCUAUUCUGUCCCAAUUAGUUAGAGAUAUCAUGUCCAUGCCAGUUUCAACUGUGACUUCUGAGAGUGCAUAUAGCACGAGUGGGAGGGUUUUAGAGGCAUACAGAAACUCUCUCAAAUCAGAAAUGAUCGAAGCUUUAAUUUGUAUUCAGAACUGGUUGAGACAUGUCUUUUACCAAUUCAAAGACAUGGAAUUCAAUGAGGAGUAUGAAAUAUCUGAAUAUGCUUUACUAGGAUUUACUCAAACUUCAGCCGGAAGUGGAGCACCAUCUUCUUCUCAUACUCAGUCACAGACUUCGUUAUGUGCGUAA